GGGGAGAGAGUGAACGAUAGGGUAAAGUUGCAAAACUUUUGUCAUAGCAUUUGAACAGUUUUGCCAAAUGAUUGCCAAUUCAGCGAAACAUUUAUGCAUUUGAAUUGAUGUGUGAAUUUGUAAUGAAUCCGUUUAUAACACUCUUACUGUAUUCAUCGGCCGUAUACUACGGGUGCGUUGAGAGCCGCGCAUAUUUGGCCACCACUUCGCGGCAAUUGCGUGAUUAUCUGCGAAUCGUGAGUCCGGGCGACACAAUACAGCUCCGGGACGGCUACUAUUCGGGCAGUUUUGUGGCCAACCGUAUCGGCCGAGCGAACGCACCAAUACGUCUGGUCGGUUCGGCGCGAGCCGUACUGUCCAACAGAGGCGGAACCGGUCUAUACCUGACCGGACAGUACUGGCAUUUGCGGGGCUUCACUGUUAGCGGGUGUCGGCGCGGAAUCGCUAUACAAAACGGCAAAAACAAUUUACUCGAAAGGGUUAGUCUCAGGAAUAUGGACGAAGAGGGCGUCACUAUAAGACAGGACAGCGACGCCAACACCAUCAGGAGUUGUAUCAUCUAUCGGACGGGUAUUCGCGCGCAACAGAAUGGCUACGGGAUUGUCAUCGGAAGCGAUUACAGGCAGGGUUUCCGGGGAUAUGUGGACCGAAGCGAUGGCAACGUUAUCGUCAACAAUAACAUCCAAACGGGUGCGGCCGCGGAGGCCGUCCACGUCAAGGCCGGCACGUGUUGCGGAGCCGUACGCGAGAAUGUCUUCGACGGCCGCGCCAUCACUGUUCCCAAUAACGUCCAGGCGUUCAAUCGGCUCUGGGUUUCGGUCAAUGGAAACAACUAUCAAAUCGAUAGGAACAGCGGCCGAACGACAGCCGCCGACGGCUUUCGGGUGCGAAUGUCAGACGAUAUCGACGGACUAAGGACUGGAGGUGAGAGUGGAUCCGAUCGGGACUACAAUAGCGACGACGACAACAAUAUAGAGAUUCAGGGCUGCGGUAAUAGGUUUAGUGGGAACCGAUGCGAAGCCAACACCAAUGGGUAUUGCAUUCGCGUUAUUAAUCCAAAUCGAUGUCGAAUUGCCAUCUAUUCGGACAAUACGGUCGCCGGCGGUAUCGGUCUGUCCAACGUUGGCCUCACGAACCUGUAAUUCAGUUCAUUAUUUAAAUACACAGAUAUAUUGAGAAACAAAGCGUUUAAUUUGGUUUAAAAUCAAUUUUUAUUACAAAUUAAAUUAAAAAAAUAAGUGAUAUUUUUAUAAACGAUAUUCAAAAUCUAAUACUAAAAAUCUAUACAAAAUUAAAUCCUAAUUUAAAUGUACAUCAAAUUAAAGCCAACAAAACAAUUGCAUUCAAAUUGCAUUUUAAACGCUAAAUCAAUAUUGAAAUUCAACAAUAAUAGUGACAUAUAAUUAAAACAUAAAACAUUUAAAUCAUUGUCUGAAAAAACUAAUGAAUGAAAAACAGAU
Molecule: messenger RNA, 1460 nt
Organism: Medioppia subpectinata
Lineage: Eukaryota; Metazoa; Arthropoda; Arachnida; Sarcoptiformes; Oppiidae
Source: the annotation of a GenBank genome assembly